AUGUGUUAUAAAGUCUCUAAUCAUCUCACAAGCUCCAUUGCACUUGGCGAUGAUCCUGAAUGGGAUACUGUAGAUAACAUUGUUAAACAAUGGAUCUAUGGAACCCUAUCUCAAUAUGUUCUUCAGUCUAUCAUCACUUCUGAUGCUACAACAACCGAAACCAGGACAACCAUUGAAGCCCUUUUUCACGAAAACAAAGAAGUCAAGGCAAUUGAGCUUGAUGAUGAACUAAGAAACAUUCAGCUUGGUGAUUCGACAAUUUUGGAGUAUUGCAAUCACAUCAAAUCAAUUGUUGAUUUACUCUCCAAUAUUGGCGCCCCCGUAUACGAAAAGAAUCUGGUCACUUAUGCAAUUAAUGGGCUCUCAGAAAAAUAUACUCAUGUGAAACCUACCUAG
This is a messenger RNA of Lactuca sativa (garden lettuce), 396 nucleotides long. RefSeq lists its product as uncharacterized. Lineage: Eukaryota; Viridiplantae; Streptophyta; Magnoliopsida; Asterales; Asteraceae. The record is from RefSeq and is a predicted model, not a curated record.